AUGUUCACCAGGCUACUUGGCAAACAUAAAAAAGAUGAAUCCCACGGUGCCCUAACCCGCAAGUCCUUAAAAAAGCUAAACGAGCAACUUCAGAUGCUGGAGCAACAAGAGAAAGUACUAGAGCGGAAGGCUGCUGCUGAACUAGAAAAGGCCAAGACUUUCAACAAUGCAAAGAAUAGAAAAGCUGCUCUCAGAUGCUUGAAGAUGAAGAAGAGGUACGAGGAACAAAUAGAGAUACAAGCAAACACCCAACUGCGGAUCCAUGAUCAAAUGAUACUGCUAGAAGGUGCAAAAGCCACCACGGAAACUGUGGGUGCCUUGAGAACUGGGGCAGCUGCAAUGAAGGCAAUGCAGAAAGCAACGAAGAUAGAUGAUGUGGACAAGGUCAUGGAUGAGAAUAAUGAGCAGACGGACAACAUGAAGCAGAUCCAGGAAGCUUUGGCGAAUCCGAUUGGUUACGAUUUUGAUGAGGAUGAGUUGGAAGCGGAACUUGAAGAGCUUGAAGCCGCCGAGUUGGAAGAUGAUCUUCUUCAGCCUGUAACUACAAGUACAUCUACUUCUGCAGCUCCAGUGCAGGUCCCGGCAGGAGUUAGGCAACCAAGUACUGCUCGUCGUGUUCCGGAGAAGCCUAGUGCUGAAGUAGAUGAAUUGGCUGCCUUGCAGGCUGAGAUGGCACUAUAA
This is a messenger RNA of Fragaria vesca subsp. vesca, 681 nucleotides long. RefSeq names its product vacuolar protein sorting-associated protein 32 homolog 1-like. The record is from RefSeq and is a predicted model, not a curated record. Bases 1 to 681 code for a protein of 226 amino acids. The transcript has a single exon. Lineage: Eukaryota; Viridiplantae; Streptophyta; Magnoliopsida; Rosales; Rosaceae. Gene Ontology annotation, cellular component: cytoplasmic side of plasma membrane; multivesicular body; ESCRT III complex. Gene Ontology annotation, biological process: late endosome to vacuole transport via multivesicular body sorting pathway; vesicle budding from membrane.